GCUGCUGAAAUUAGCUCGAACACAUUAUUAUAUUUUUUUUUUCUAAAAAAAUCACAGGAGAAAAUACGAAGAACAUACCUGAAAGCUGAGAAAAUACUGCAGCUAAGAGAGAGACUCCAGCUUCAAUCCCAAAUACGAAACCAACAAAAUCAAGCUUUAUCUUUUUUCUUCAUCCUUCUCUGUAUCUCUUCCCUUCCCAUCUUUUUAAACUCUUAGGGUCUCUGCUUUCAUCCUCUUAUGGAUCCAUUCAAUUUGGUUCGCAAAGGAUUUGGCUGAAAUCUUCUGGAACUCAAAGCGUGUCUUGUGUCAGAGUGUCAAUCUACUUUAUGUAUGUAGAAUCUUCAUUUGUUUCAGUAAAGAAUGAGCUUAUCCAAGAAAGGGAUCCAAAUCAGUGAUACAAAGAUAAAUACCUCAAGCAAGGUAACAACUUUAAACCCAAAUGCGGCAGAGUUUGUUCCUUUUGCCCUUAGGUCAUCAUCUGCAUCUGGAAGCACUAGUGUGGCAGAUGUGACCCCAAAGUUUCCUCCUUUUGGGACUGUUGGAAAAACAGUGCUUGAUCGAUCCGAGUCAUCGGUUUCAAACAACUCUGAUGACGAGGCCCACCAAUAUUGGCGUAGCCAGCUCCCGGAUGACAUUACCCCAGAUUUUGAGAUCAUGAAUGAGGAUGAUUCUCAAGGAAUUGGAAGCCUUUCUUUGUCAGGUUUGUCAUUGCUCGACAAUAAUGAAACUUCGAGGUCUCCUGCUUCCAGUUUUUUUUCCUCUGCGGGUGGUGGAUACGUAUUUAGUGAGCAGCUGGAAUUGUCUCCACAAAAUCUCAGUGGUGGCAGUGGCUUUUCUGAGAAGAUGAGAUACUCUGCUUCAUCCUAUUCAGAGGAUCCUACUCUUGCUAGUUAUAUGCAUUUACCAGCUGAGCCUCGUGACACACAACUUGUGAGCAGUGAUCAGCUUCUUGGCAAUGGUAGGGAGGGAAAUCCUUUUGAUGUGACCAAAUAUGGGUUCACAAAUGAUAUGUUUGCUGAUCAAACUUUGCUAGAUAAUUCUGGCAUGAAUCCUCUUGAUUUUUUGGCUUCACAAUUUCCUGAAUUUUCUGUUGAAAGCCUUGAGGAAGUUUAUUUUGCCAAUGCUGGUGACUUAAACUUAACUCUUGAGAUGCUCACUCAGCUUGAGCCUCAGGUUGAUGGUGGUUUCAGUCAGAAUCUGAAUUCAAAGGCCUUGUCAGCUCCUAAUCUCAGUGCACUGGACUUUCCUUCACUUACAGUAUCAAAUGAUCAGAAUGGUCAUCCAAAAUAUGCAGGAGAUGAUCUUCAGCAAAGCACUAAUCCUUAUCAGUUUUCUGACAAAAACAACAUACUUAUGCUCAAAUCUGGUUCCUCCCUUCCAUUUAGUGGUCCCCUAAAUUUUGCAUCAGCUGUCAAGAAGUUAGCAUCCCAGGAUUCUGGUACAUGGAAGUAUGAUAAAAAUGGUUCUGCUGAUUUGACUGUUGGCUCAAGUAGAAGUUCUCAUCUUUUGGCCAAUUCAUAUAAUACUGGACAUGGGAGAGGUGUUUAUGCUGAUAGGUUGCAAAUUCGUGGGUCGGAACGAACAGCUCCUGUUUGGCUUGAAACUGGGGACGCAGUGGCAAAUAUGUAUUCUGAACUUCGUGAAGAGGCCCGCGGCUAUGCACGACUGCGUAAUGUGUACUUGGAACAGGCACAGCAAGCGUAUCUUAUUGGCAAUAAAGCUCUAGCAAAGGAGCUGAGUGUGAAAGGACAGCUACAUAAUGUGCAUAUGAAGGCAGCCCAUGGAAAAGCUCAGGAAUCUAUUUAUCGCCAGAGGUUUGUAAUUUCUUGCUGCUUAUGUUUCGUCUUGAUCAUGAGAAGCAGAUUUUCUUGACCAAAUGGUUAAUAGGUUCUCCUCUACCCACCAUCUUGGUUCCCUUGUUAUUAAUGUUCCUAGUUAUUGGUAUUUGACAUCUCUUAUUGUUCAAUGAGAUGAGAGAAAUGUUAGUUUGCUGAAUGAUCGAUCACUAUAUGCCAUGCACAUAAUACUUGCACCACAGUUUGACUUAGUACGAUUGUCCUGAUUAUUUGUGGUUUUAUCUUUGAUAGACUAAAUGCUGUUUUGAUAUCUUUGAUUGUGUCCAUGUUCUACUUCUCAGAAACCCAGUUGGGCCAGAAAAUGUGAGAGGGCCUGAGAGGAUGAUAGACUUACAUGGUUUGCAUGUCAGUGAAGCCAUCAGUGUGCUGAAGCAUGAGCUGUCUGUGCUUAGGAGCACAGCACGGGCAGCAGAUCAGCGACUGCAAGUUUAUGUAUGUGUUGGAACUGGUCACCACACUAGGGGAUCCCGCACUCCAGCAAGACUUCCAGUUGCUGUACAGCGGUAUCUGCUUGAAGAGGAGGGCCUUGACUACUCAGAACCACAGCCAGGGCUUCUCCGUGUUGUUAUAUAUUGAAGCAAGGACAUGACAGUAGUUUUUGAUACAACAUUCAUCAAGUCAUGGUCUUCUUAAUCAUUCUUGUACCUGUACAUGGGAGGAAAUGGAAGAGAAAGUAGUUGAAGUUUGAGAAAAUCUAAAAAAGAGAAGGAAAAGAGCGAAAAAAAAAAAGAGUAAAAAAAAGAAAAGAGGUUUCACAGGCACAGGAUAGCAAGGUGGGAAGAAAAAAGGGUAUAUCACUAGGGUUUAGCAAGUUGACAGCGGCAUUACAUUUUGGUAGCAGGAGCCAGACUCAGCCCUACGACAGCCCGAUCUUUUUUAUUUGUUCAAUUUGUACCUUUAACUUUUACUCUGUUAACAAUCUUUUUUUACAUCCUGUUAAUCCCCAGAUGUAACUCUUGAUAGAAUUCAAUUACAUGAUAGUAUAGUACCCCCAUUCAUGA
Rubroshorea leprosula is the source of this 2857-nucleotide messenger RNA. NCBI's taxonomy places the organism in Eukaryota, Viridiplantae, Streptophyta, Magnoliopsida, Malvales, Dipterocarpaceae. The record is from the annotation of a GenBank genome assembly.